Pedinophyceae sp. YPF-701 is the source of this 927-nucleotide messenger RNA. The record is from the annotation of a GenBank genome assembly. Lineage: Eukaryota; Viridiplantae; Chlorophyta; Pedinophyceae.
AUGGCGGCACUCCAGGGGUUGGUGCGGCGGGCCGCUUCCGCGGCCUCAGCGCGGCUGCGCACGCCCAUGGAGGCGAUCACGCUCAGAUGCAACGCAUCCGUCGCGCAGGAUCGCUCAGACGACUCAGGCGUCGGAGGAGGGGUCGAGAACAUCACGUCGGUGCCGAACCCCUUUCUGUCGGAGGCGGAGGAGGUCCAGGGGCCCUACCUCCUGCCCGUGCGCCUGCGCCCGCCUGAGGACGUCGGGAAGCGCCGUGCGGAGCGCCUGCGGAAAGCUGGCCGCGUUACCGGCGCGCUGCAGUGCCUGCCGCCUGCGCCCGGGGAAACGCAGACGCGAACGGUCCACCUCGACUUCGAGCUCUCCAAGUGGCAGCGUCUCGCCGCCAGCUUCGACCGCGACGGCGUCCGCGCGGUGCCCAUCCACCUCGUUUUCGAGAAUUGGCGCCUGCCUUCCUCGGGGCAACAGGACGACGCCCCGCCGUUCGCGCCCCGGGCCGUGGUGGACGAGAUCAACGUCCGCAGUUACCAGAGGGCUUACAUCGAGAACGUCAACUUCCGUUUCGCGCCCCGGGACGGCACCCGGGUCCGCGUGCAAGUGCCCCUGUACGUCACCGGGCACGACGCGUGCCCCGCGAUCGCGUCCGAGGGCUUCGACGCGGCCGUCCAGGUCCUCUGGCGCGUCGUCUGCUGGUGCCACGGCGACAAGAUCCCCAAGAACGUCACCGUCAGCCUCCAGGGCCGCAACAUCGGGCAGCCCAUUCGCCUCGCUGACGUGCAGGCCCAGCUUCCGGAGGGGGUUGAGAUGUGCAAGAAGACGUACCGCGACAUGAGUCAGCCAGCGGUGCUGGUGCCCAUGCCGCGGCGUCUCUCGGCGUACGAGAUGGAGAACGAGGAGCUCGCCGCUGCGGCUUCCAAGGAACUGCGAUGA